AUGAAUUCUCGUUACACCGAUUUGUCCCUUUGCGCAUCUGGGAUCGGCUGUAGGGUUGUUCGUGGGCCGGAUUGGAAAUGGGGAAAUCAGGAUGGAGGUAAUGGUCACGUAGGCUCUCUCCGUCGUUUUGAGGCUCGCGGCGAGGCUGUAGUGCUGUGGGACUCAGGCAUAGUUGCCAACUACCGCUGCGGAGCACUGGGCUUUGAUCUACGCGUGCUUGACAGCUCACCAACUGGCAGGCGCCAUCUCGACACCAUCUGCGAGGGCUGUAACGAAUCACCCAUCUACGGCAUUCGAUGGAAGUGCAUGUUGUGUCUGAAUGUUGACUUAUGCUCGUCCUGUUACCACGGAGACAAGCACUGCUUGAGCCAUCCGUUUUUAAGAAUAACCACUCCUCACGGCGUCAGAGUUGCAGUGGGUCGUCGCUCAAAAGCCCAGAAGACAGAUGCCAUUGGUCUCUUUCCACGGGCGCGUGUUGUGCGCGGGUUUGAUUGGCGUUGGGGUACACAGGACUGUGCCGCUGUGGUUCCCGCGUCUACCGCCAACGGAGGUACCACUUUGUCUAACCCCCUGGCCCCAUUGCCACCAUCCUCCUCUCUUGGUGCUUGUGAAAACGCCACACCUUGUCAGGGCCGCAUUAUCGAUCGACGCGACUGGUUUCAGUGGGCACCCAAGUCUGCUGCAUCCGUCGCAUGGGACUCUGGCGCUUAUAACGUCUACCGUGUAGGCUAUAUGGGCAUGGUCGACCUCAAGGCAGUUCGACCCGCUAAAGGCGGUUCCUAUUACAGUGAACACCUGCCUCUCUUGGGUGACCUUCGUGAUCUGCCUCCUCCACCGGAAUUCGAAGCUUCGACUUCAACAGUCGUUCUGUCACCACCACCCCCACCACCGCCAAUCGAAAACAUCGUUUGGACGGCUAUGUCACGUGUUCGUGGGCACAUUCCGCCUGCCACAGCAACGUCUUCAGCAAUCGCCGAAGCAUACGAAGAGUCAACGAUUGUCGAUCCAGGCGAUCGCAUUCCCCUUACAGACGCCGAAUCCGGAUCUCGACCGAGCUCCUUGCCGGCGCAACGGCCUAGAGGCAGUGGUAGUGGUGGAACUGGAACGUCGCGGACGCUUUUUGCCGACCUCUUCUGCGCCGGCGGUUCCGCUCCCUCGGAGGAUGGCAGCGCAACCACCAUUGGUGGCAGUCCAACUGUCGUCACGGCUGGGCCUUCGUCUUCCGGGAGAGCCAGACAGGCAUCUCUGCCAGCAAUAUGUCGCUCAUCUGCUCUGCGACUGCGACCCGGUGCUGUGAUCCAGCUUCGUCUGCGCUCAAUGGUGAACGAAAACGCGCUGACUCCAGCAACGGCGUCGAGUUCUGAGUACCUUUCGCUGCCGAGUGUGGUGGAACGCGUGGAUGACACGACGGGUUCCGUGGUGCUGCUCAUCCCGCAGACAGGCCAGCGUUUCACCCUCACCAGCUCAAUGGCCUCCUACCACCAACACCACCAUCAGCAGCAACCUCAAAGAUCCGACGAGCGACUCCUGUCCAGGCACGCCUCAACCAGUUCCAAUCUGCUCACUCGCAUUCGCCGUCGUGACUCGUACGCUCGCGCCGCUGCUGCCAACGCCUCCGAGACCGUUGCCACGGAGAGCCAACAACCACCGCUACCGCCUGCACCACCACCACAACAAGCCUCCAGUACCCCCCAACCGUCGACUUCGCGCGAACAACCAAGUCAGCAGCAGGAACAGCACGAAACCUCGGUACCGAGAAGUCUGUUGAAACAAUCAAGCAAGCAGGUGGCCGAGGAGCUCAUGUUCGCCGCUGCCGAGGGCAACGUCAAAAAGAUUACCUGGCUCAUCAAACACCGGGAAAUCGAUGUGAAUACGCACUACGCCGGAGCCACAGCACUCCACGUGGCCUGCCAGUCGGGCCACCUGAGUUGCGUGGACGUGCUGCUGCAGCACGGCGCGGACUGCAGACAGCGCGACGCCGACGGCAACCAGGCGCUGCACUCGGCCGCCCAGGGCGGGGCGCUGUGCGUGCUGCGCAGGAUCGCCGCCACUCUCAACCUCGUCGACCGCGAGCCACAGUCGACGUCGUCGGCCUCAGGCGACCCUCCUCCCCAGCCCAUGCCGCCCGACGUCAACGCCAGAAACGCCCUCCGCCAAACCCCCCUCCACCUGGCCACCGUCGGACGCCACCUGGAGUGCGCCAGGUGCCUGCUAGAGGAGGUCAACGCCAUCCCCAGCCUCCAGUUCCUCUACCACCUCCUCUAA
Messenger RNA from Mesocestoides corti, 2265 nucleotides. NCBI's taxonomy places the organism in Eukaryota, Metazoa, Platyhelminthes, Cestoda, Cyclophyllidea, Mesocestoididae. The record is from the annotation of a GenBank genome assembly.